UGCGCAUGCUUCGUCUCUAACGAGCGGCAGAUUAUAAACUGAGAUGUCAGCGACGUCUAGUCGAGCGAAGAAGGCACCAAAUAGGGAUGUGAUGAACAAAAGGAUCCCCACAAACCCUCGAUACCAACAUGUCAGAGCAACGGUCGAUACAGGAUCAAGCUUGUCAAAAUAUUUAGAGAAAAUGGAAGACAUAAAACGAAACUACAGGUACCGGAGAGAUGAGAUAUUCAGGCGGAUCAAAUCAACAACGUUUGUUCAACUGGUCAUUCAGGUGUUUGAUGCUGCUGGAGAUGAAGACCUUUCGUUUGAACGAGGAGAUGAAAAGGAAAAUGAAACAAUCCAUCAUCAGGCAAGCACUGGCAAUGCUCAUGAUAUUCCUCAACUUGAUCUUUCAAAAGUGUCAGCUGCUAUUGUUGAGGAAGAUGAGGCAUCUACUACUAGAUCAUCGCUUUCAGACUUUGUUCUUGGUUCUGGUGAGAUUAGAGAGCCAGUGGAUGUUCAGCCACCUGUUGUGCUUCAGUGCCCUUUUUUGCUACUGGAUGUGCGAGAGAAGGAUGAUUAUGAUCAAUGCCAUAUUAUUGGAGCACUCAACUAUCCAGCUGCUAUGCUGUCAAGAAGCUUCAACUACUUCACCAAAGAAAUACUGAGUUAUAAAAACAAGCCAGGACAUAUUAUAAUACUAUAUGAUGAAGACGAACGGAUAGCUUCAACUGCUGCCACCACAUUUGUGCAGCGCGAAGUAGACAAUGUUUUCAUGCUAUCAGGAGGAUUAAAGGUUCUUAGUCAAAAGUUCCCCAAAGGUAUUAUGAGUGGAUUAUUGCCAGACAGUUGCAAGGCAUCAUCAAAUGGCCAAUCCUUAGCACACAAAGCUAAGUCCCGUCCAUCCACUCAGCUUGCUGGCCAAGCAGUUACUCAUCCAAGCAUGUUUUUACCUGAACAUCUUGACAAAUUACAAGACCAACUAGAUGAUAUUUUACUUUUGGAAUCAGACUCCUCUUCUCGGUUGAGUAGUAGAAGUACAACUUCUCGUCUUCCAAGCUCUCGUAGUACAACGGCUACAUCAACAAGAACAGGAUCAGGUAGCAGAAUACCAAGUAGUGCACGUAGCACUAGUAGCCAGCCACCAUGGAAAUAAGUGGUUUGACCGAUUUUUGUAAUUGUUUGCUGUGUACUUCAUUAUACGAGACUGUAGCUUCUUAUUAGAAUAUGCACAUUUCUCUAAUGAUACAUACAUAUAUUCACUAGUCUUCUA
Corticium candelabrum is the source of this 1252-nucleotide messenger RNA. RefSeq names its product centrosomal protein of 41 kDa-like. The transcript is spliced from 10 exons. Lineage: Eukaryota; Metazoa; Porifera; Homoscleromorpha; Homosclerophorida; Plakinidae. Bases 44 to 1135 code for a protein of 363 amino acids. Gene Ontology annotation, cellular component: ciliary basal body. The record is from RefSeq and is a predicted model, not a curated record. Gene Ontology annotation, biological process: protein polyglutamylation; cilium assembly.